AUGUCCGUCAACGUCUUCGUCUUCGGCGACCAAACGCUUCCUUUCGAGUCUUCUCUCCAUGCCCUCCUCCAGGUCAAGGAUAAUCCCAUCUUGCUCGAUUUCAUCGACAGACUGGGAUACCAUCUUCGACGCUAUGUUGCCAGCCUUUCUGUCUCUCAGCAGAACUGGUUCCCGUGCUUCACCACUCUGGUGGACCUCUUUGCCCAGCAUGAGAAGGCUCAUGCGUGCCCGGCUUUGAAGUUCGCUUUCGUGGUUGCCACACAGAUUGCGUUGUUCAUCAAGCACUUUGGUGAUGGUUCUCGCCCUUAUCCGACGGACAACACCUAUGUUAUUGGUGCUUGCACGGGGUGCUUUGCUGCCGCAGCGAUCAGUACUUCGCACACUCUGACCGGGCUAGUUACCCCCGCGGUUGAGGCCGUCUUAGCUGCGCUGCGGACGGCAGUACAUGCAUUGAUCCUGCGAGACGAUCUCAUCCCCGAAGAUGAGCACAAGGCAUGGUCAGCUGUGGUUGGAACUGAUGAGUCCGUAGCCAAGGAUCUGGUUGAGAAGUUCAACGCGGAAAAGGUGAGAACAUCCUUUGCUAAAAUGCACAUACUGACAGGCAACUGUGUCACCAUAAGCGGCCCGCCCGGAUUAUUGCCUCAGUUUUUGUUGGCAUCAGCGUUAAAGCAUUCUGUGCUACAGAUAGAAAUGCCUUUCCAUGCACCGCAUUUAUUUUGCGGUGAUGAUGCAGGGGAGCUGCACAGUCCAUCCCUACAAGUAGAUGCGCAGCUGCUACCAAUAGUGUCGGCUGCGUCUGGAGAGGUCUUAGUCUCUCGGACCUUUGAGGAGCUCCUCUGCAGAGCAGUGAGGGAGACUCUCUCAUUGCCUAUCCAAUGGAACCUCCUCAUAUCAGGUCUUUCCAGGGAGGUAUCCAACCGUGGAUUUACAAACUGCAACCUCUAUCAUUUCCAGUACCGAGGUUCCUUUCUGGCUACUGGAAUUGCCCAGCAGAUUCCCUCCUUGAACAUCACUACAAUCUCGAUCUCCAAAGCUUGCCCGCCAUCUCUACCCACAGCUCAACCUACAGGAAAAUUUGCCCAUGCAAAAUUAGCUAUCAUAGGAUAUUCCGGCCGCUUCCCCGACGCCGCAUCCAAUGACGAAUUUUGGUCUCUUCUCUUGGCAGGCCGCGAUGUGCAUCGGACAAUUCCCGAAGAUAGAUUUUCCUGGGAAAAGCACUACGAUGCGACAGGAAAAACCAAAAAUACGAGCCGAGUCAAAUAUGGCUGCUUCAUCAAGGAGCCUGGCGUGUUUGACGCCCGAUUCUUCAACAUGUCCGCUCGGGAAGCCGAGAAUACAGACCCCUCCCAGCGACUAGCUAUCACAACAGCCUACGAAGCGAUGGAAAUGGCUGGGCUGGUCACAAACACGACACCGAGCACCCAGCAGGAUCGGAUUGGUGUCUUCUACGGUAUGACUAGUGACGACUGGAGGGAAGUAAACAGUGGUCAAAACGUGGAUACCUAUUUCAUUCCGGGAGGGAACAGGGCUUUCGUGCCUGGGAGAAUCAGUUACUUCUUCCGAUUCUGUGGACCGAGCCUCAGUAUUGAUACGGCUUGCUCAUCCAGCUUCGCUGCCAUUCAGACAGCAUGUGCAUAUCUCUGGCGCGGGGAGUGCGAUACAGCUCUUGCCGGCGGUGUUAAUGUGCUAACGAACCCGGAUAACUGGGCGGGUCUAGAUCGAGGACAUUUUCAUACGGCAAAGGGAAACUGCAACGCGUUUGACGAUGGUGCAGACGGGUAUUGCCGAUCCGACUCUGUCGGCAGUGUUCUGCUGAAACGGCUCGAUGACGCUCUCUCUGACAAUGACCCAAUUUUCGGGGUGAUCCGAGGCACCUACACAAACCAUUGCGGCCGCACGGACUCCAUAACGAGGCCAUUCGAAGGCGACCAAGUCGCUGUGUUCAACCGCAUUCUUCGGUAUACUGGCGUUAAUCCGAGAGAAAUUGGAUACGUGGAGAUGCACGGCACCGGCACCCAGGCGGGCGACGCGACUGAGAUGAAGUCCGUCCUGGGUGUGUUUGCGCCGGAGAAGCCGAGAAAGAAGCGUUUGUAUUUAGGUACGGCGAAAGCAAACAUUGGCCACGCCGAAUCUGCAAGCGGCGUGGCAUCCCUGAUCAAAUUGUUGUUGAUGUUCAAGUGCAACAAGAUUCCACCGCACUGUGGCAUUAAGACAAAAAUCAAUCACACGUACCCAACCGACUGGGAUGAGAGAAAUGUGCACAUUCCCAUGAGAGUAACGGAGUGGCAGAGAGAGAACGGGGAGAAGAGGCUCGCCUUUCUGAACAAUUUUAGUGCGGCUGGGGGGAAUACAGCGGUUCUGGUAGAGGAUGCACCGGAAAGAAGGAGAUCGGGUGAUGAUAAAAGGUCUCGACAUCUAGUGACUGUCACAGCAAAGACAGUCAAGUCAUUACAGUGGAAUGUCGAGAACAUGGUGCAAUAUUUGACUGACUAUCCAAGUGUGUCACUCUCAAGCCUAUCAUACACUACCACUGCCAGGCGGAUGCAUCACAGCUAUCGGUUGCUUGUAUCAGGCUCUGACGUAGCCUCCGUUCGGAAUCAGCUCCAGGAGGUUAUUUCCAGUACGCACACAGUUCCUCUGAAGAGGCGUACUGUCAUGGUAUUCACUGGACAAGGCACAUUGUACACCGGCAUGGGGCAGCAGCUCUUCGACACAGUCCCUUCGUUCCACGAUUGCCUGGUACGGUUUAACUCCAUUGCUAAAAGCCAGGGCUUUGGAAGCUUCUUUCCCAUAAUCCAGGGAGCCUCGGAAGACCCUUCUCCAGCAACAGGUCAAUUAGCUCUGGUUUGCCUCCAAAUGGCCCUGUACAACUUUUGGACCUCCCUCGGAAUCUCACCCAUAGCCACGAUUGGCCACAGUCUGGGCGAAUAUCCGGCGUUAUACGCUGCAGGUGUACUAACUGCGGCAGAUGUGAUCUACCUGGUAGGGGCACGGGCAAUGCUGCUCGCCGAGAAGACGAUUCCAGGGACGCAUGGAAUGCUAGCCGUAAAGCAAUCAGUCGAGGAGAUACAGCCGGAACUGGAUGAUUGCGCAAUCGCUUGCUUCAACCAACCCGGGAGCAAUGUCGUCAGUGGCUCUCUGGAACAGCUCUCCGCGUUAAAGAGAAGACUGGACAACCGGCGGUUUCCUUGUACCAUGGUCGACGUCCCUUUCGCCUUUCACUCUGCCCAAGUGGAUCCUAUCAUGGAGGAGUUUGAGAUAGCUGCAAGUCGAAUCAAGUAUCGCCCGCCACGUGUUGCGUACAUUUCGCCACUACUCGCUUCAGUUGUCCCGGCAGGGGAUACCAGGACUUUGAAUGCCGCAUACUUGACCAGGGCCUGUCGACAGCCCGUCAACUUCCAAGGUGCUAUCCAAGCUGCGAGGGCAGACCUCGUCAACGAAAAUACUAUCUGGAUAGAAGUGGGCUCGCACUCGGUCUGCUCCGGAAUGAUCAAGGGGAUCCUAGGUCAAGAUACGCUAACGGCGCCGUCACUUCGCAAAGACACGGAUGCUUGGACUGUCUUGACGGGAUCCCUAGAGCUCUUGUAUAAUAGCGGUAUCGAGAUCAACUGGAAUGAAUACCAUCGACCAUGGGAGCAUCAACAGGAAGUCUUGAGUCUGCCGCGGUAUGCGUGGGAUUUGAAGAAUUAUUGGAUUCAGUACCGCAACAACUUCUGUCUGACUAAGGGCGAGGGCCAGGUUUCUGUGGAGAAGAAAGAGCCGCUUUACUUGAGUCCGUCCGUUCAGCAGAUCCUGGAUGAAUUCCACGGAGAGGAUAGGUCUACUCUGCUGGCUGCGUCUGAUAUCCACGAUGCCAGACUAAGGCCUAUAUUUACCGGCCAUGUCGUUCAUGGCGCAGUGCUUUGUCCUUCUUCUCUAUAUGCCGAUAUUGCUCUCACCGUGGCGAGGCAUAUGGCACAGGUUGCCCAAGUAGCCGACACAGCUGGCUUCGACGUAGCAGAAAUGAGGGUUCAGAAUCCUCUUAUUUCUCAGGAUAAAGCACCUCAGCUCUACCAUGUUUCUGCGAAGGCUGACUGGUCAGCUCAGGCGAUAUCAUUUCGGUUAUUCAGCGGCCCCAAAGAUAAGGAAACGGAACAUGCUACGUUUCGCGUCCGGAUCAUAUAUUCCCACACCUGGCUAAACGAGUGGAAGCGCAACACCUAUCUAAUUCAAAGCCGAAUACGCGCCUUGCAAGAAAGUGCACGGUCCGGCAAUGCGCACCGCCUGAAACAGAAACUCGCAUACCAGGUGUUCGCGCCGACGGUUGAAUACGGAUCGGAUUACCAAGGAAUGCAGGAUGUUAUUUUCGACGCCGAGGAUCAUGAGGCUACUGUAGCAGUGUGCUUCCAAACAGGCGAGAACGGGUUCACGUUCAACCCCUGCUGGAUUGAUAGUCUUGGUCACAUCGCCGGGUUUGUGAUGAACAAUGAUGUUUCUCCGGGUAAAGCACAGGUGUUUAUCAACCAGGGAUGGGAUAGAAUGCGCUGUCCGGUACCACUCUCAAAAGACAAAACCUACCAGGUGUACAAUAAAAUGCAGGUUGAAAAUGGGACAACGUAUGUGGGGGAUACAUAUAUUCUAGAGGAGGGUGCUAUCAUUGGCAUAUACGAGGGUAUACGGUUCCAAGGGAUUCCUCGUCGUGUUCUGGAGAGAGUCCUUUCCGGUGGCGCUGCGGAGCGUCCUUCACAGCCUCGAGCUCCGAAACACUCGCCGGUACGCGCUGCAAAACCGGACACCACAGGCCGUGUCAUGAGUAUCAUCGCAGCAGAGGCAGGAGUCAACCCAGCCGACCUCUCUCCAACCGACGAGUUUGCAAAUCACGGUAUCGACUCUCUGCUAUCACUGACAAUAUGCGGCCGAAUCCUAGAGGAAGUGGGCAUUGAGGUGCCAUCGUCACUAUUUGCAGAGUACCCAACGCCAAAGGACCUAAUCGCCUACCUCGCCUUGAGCGGUUCGCCUAUUGUCACCCCGUCCUCCAGUGAAAGCAUGUCCGGAUACUCAACUGGCAUUACAGAGCCAAGCGCUGAUUCUACCUCCGCCAUGGAAUUAAUACGCUCGACCAUCGCAUCUGAAACAGGAGCAUCAAUCAGCGAAAUCACUCCUACCACAGAGUUCAGUAGCCUCGGCGUGGACUCACUGCUUGCCCUUACCAUCGCAAGCACGCUCGCUGAGACCCUCGAAAUCGACAUCUCAUCCACAGCCCUAAUGGACUGUCGCAAUCUCUCCGAACUGAACAAACAGCUCGGCCUUAGCAAAACCCCCGACUCAUCCCCGCAACCCCCAACCACUCCCUCCGCCAGCUCAGACCCCCAAUCCACCUCCAUCCUACUCUGGGGCAACCCCAAAACCAGCAAAAAGACCAUAUUCUUCUUCCCCGACGGCUCCGGCUCUGCAACAUCCUACGCCCACAUUCCUAAAAUCCCAAACACAGCCGCCUACGCCCUCAACUGCCCCUACAUGAAAACACCCCACCAAAUGACGCCCAGCCUCGAAUCCCUAACGGCAAAAUACAUCCUCGAGAUCCGCCGCCGCCAACCAACAGGACCAUACAAUCUAGCCGGCUGGUCCGCCGGCGGGAUCUGCGCCUACGAAGCAGCGCGCCAGCUACACUCCGCGGGCCAAGAAACAAGCCGCAUCAUUCUAAUCGACGCCCCGAAUCCAAUCGGGCUCCAGAACCCGCCAGCCCGCAUGUAUGAUUUCUUCGAGCAGAUCGGGCUCUUUGGACGUGGCACAGCGCCGGAUUGGCUGCGGCCGCAUUUUGAUGCGUUCAUUAGGUUGCUGGAUGGGUAUCGGAUUUCGGAACUGGGGUUUAAAGUGCAGACGUAUCUUGUCUAUGCGACGGACGGGGUGUGUCAUGGGGAUGCGCCGAAGAUGGAGCUCCGAGCGGAUGACCCGAGAGAGAUGGUUUGGUUGAUGACGGAUCGGACGGACUUUAGCGGUGAUGGGUGGGCGAGUCUAGUGGGACGAGAGAAUUUGCAUGUCACGGUGCUGGAGGGGGUGAAUCAUUUCUCGAUGGUGGAGAGAGGAGAGCAUAUGAAGAGAUUUGGGAUGUUUUUGGAGGAAGCGAUGCGUUGAGCUUCAUUUGGUGUCAUCUUGGAUAGUUGGAAUUGUUCAAUCUUUUGAUAAGAAUGAUAGCCGUACACUUGAGGCAAUCUGCA
Messenger RNA from Aspergillus steynii IBT 23096, 6197 nucleotides. Its product is annotated as type I polyketide synthase. Gene Ontology annotation, biological process: fatty acid biosynthetic process; secondary metabolite biosynthetic process. Gene Ontology annotation, molecular function: phosphopantetheine binding; 3-oxoacyl-[acyl-carrier-protein] synthase activity; fatty acid synthase activity. Bases 1 to 6114 code for a protein of 2037 amino acids. Lineage: Eukaryota; Fungi; Ascomycota; Eurotiomycetes; Eurotiales; Aspergillaceae. The transcript is spliced from 7 exons. The record is from RefSeq and is a predicted model, not a curated record.